Molecule: messenger RNA, 1880 nt
Organism: Doryrhamphus excisus (bluestripe pipefish)
Lineage: Eukaryota; Metazoa; Chordata; Actinopteri; Syngnathiformes; Syngnathidae
Gene: tmpoa
Product: thymopoietin a
Molecular function (GO): DNA binding
Source: RefSeq, a predicted model, not a curated record
AGUCACGCCCAAUUCAGGUCACACCCGGUUCAGGUCACGCCCGCCAGCAGGACAAGCUUAGCCUUGCUAGGAUUUCAUUCGGCGGCCGCUACUAACAUGCGUUUGCAACGCAUGUGGGAGAAAACAGCAACAAGUAAUUCUAGUUUGUGUCGGUUUGCUUAGCUCCACGCCGAACACGUUGCUUUGCGGAUUCAUUCCAAGAAGAGGCGCUCGUUAGCCAUUUUGUUUUUGUUUUAGUUGGCUCGAGCUAGCCAAAUCUCCCCCCAAAAAACCCCGUGUGCUCUUAACUCUGUCCCGCCGUCAUGCCGGAGUUCAUGGACGACCCGUCGUUGCUCACCAAGGAUAAACUGAAGAGCGAGCUGCUGGCCCACAACGUGGAGCUACCGAGCGGCAACCAAGCUAAAGACGUGUACGUGCAGCUUUAUCUGAAGAACUUGACUUCCCGGAACAAGAAGCAUGCCACAACUUUGGAUGCGUUCUCCAGCGACGAUGAGCUUCCUCCGCCUGUUGUCUCCAACAGAAGUAGAUCCUCCGGCAAAAAGGCGCCCCGGAAAACUGACAAAGUCCUGCCGAUUGAGCUGGACGUGACUACACUGACUGACGACGUCCUGAGGGAGGAACUGCUCAAACAUGGAGUACAUGCUGGCCCGAUUGUGGCAUCCACCCGUCAACUGUACGAGAAGAAGCUGCAGAAACUCCUCGAUGAUGGUCCUGCACAGGCGACAAUAACAAAGAUAGUGGUCACGGAGAUCCAAGUCAACCACAACGGCAACUCUGAAUCCGAACUCUACAGCGACAAGGAGGAUGAUGUGAUGGCAGAACCGGAGCCUGAACCAGUUCCCGUGGUGGAGAGGACUGUUAGAAGCAGAGGGAAGACGCCGGUCACAACCCGUACUCGCAGCAGCCAGCACAAGACUGAAGACUGUGGUCCUCCCGAUGACCUGAUGUACGGAAGGAGAUCAGAGAAAAUCACAGACCUCCUGCCGACACGCAACCCCGAGAGGAAUCACAGUAGCGCAUCGCCGCCGUCCAAAGAGACAUUAGUGAGCCAGGUGGAGAAGAUAGCAGCCGGUGACGAAACCCCCAAAGUGGUCGAGAAGGAUGUUCUGAAGGAGCUGUAUCCCAAUGAUAUGAACAGUCCACUAGGAGUCACGGUCACUUGCCGACGACCUAUCCGAGGAGCUUCCGGACGCCCCGUGACCUCCCUCGAUCUCUGGAAUGAUGAAAACUCCUACUUUUCUCCCAAAGCUGCCAGAAGCAUCAGCAACUCCACCUCUUCCUCCUACAUGGAGAGCCGCAUUCUCAACAGAGUCAGUGCCCCUGCAGCCUCCUCCCCCUCCUAUGCCAAUCCCUCGUCCAGCGCCGCCAAGCUCCUGUCUGCGGCGCCCCCUGCUGGUCUCACCAAAGUAGCACGCCCGGGCAUGUCUUGGUGGAAAAAGGUGCUCCUGGUGGCCAUUGGGGCUGCUUUCCUGUUCUUUGUUUACCAAGCAAUGGAAACCAACACCAUCAACCCAUUUUCAGCAGACAACUCGGAGGUGGCGAUUGACAGCAAGGCGUAAAAGUUCACCACGUGUGGCAAAAGGACAGUCUACAGUCGUAAUUCAUUUUUCUGUGAAUCACCAAUAUAGUCUUUUUUUUGGACUAUAAUAUACAAAAGUUUAAAACAGUAGCUAAUUUGACUUUUUUAUUGCAUUAUUGCAUGGUGUGAGUGAAUUUAGUGUCUUAACUAGCAUAGUCAUUAACAGUCUUGAAGAUGGAGUGUGAAACUGUAUUUUUUUUAACCUGUCCGUCUUUAAGGCUUUGUUAUCCAAAUGUUUUAAAUUUUGAGCCUUAUCAAUAUUUUUCUGAAAUGUUUUCCUAUAAUAAAAUGCUAGAUUCUA